UAUUUAGGUAAUUGACACGACAUAGCGGGAGCAGUUUAGUCAUUGAGAUUGCUCGAAAUAUGUUCAAAUGGUACAAGCUAUAAGAAUAUAUUCGUAUCGUGAUCAGAUCUUCAACGUAAUUAUUUUAGUCAAGAUUUUCAAUUUUAAUAUAUAUUUAUAAAUCUAGAGAAAACCAAGCAUACAUUCCAUUUUUCUCCUUAAAUUAUAAUUAUUUAAAGUUUGAAAUCCACAACUAACGUCUUCGAUGGCUUUGGAUUUUGUAGCAGGUUGUUUAGGAGGUUGUGCUGGAGUUCUAGUAGGCCAUCCAUUUGACACUGUCAAGGUUCGUCUUCAAACACAAGAUGCCAGCAAACCUCUCUAUAGAGGAACCUUCCAUUGUUUUUCUUCCAUAGUUAAAAAAGAAUCGAUCGGUGGCCUCUACAAGGGAAUGUCUUCUCCAAUGUGUAGCCUUGCCUUCAUCAAUGCUAUCGUUUUUGGUGUACAAGGCAAUGUACAACGGUCUCUUUCCGAUCCUGAUUCCAUCACGAGCCAUAUGAUUGCCGGAGCGGCGGCAGGAACCAUUCAAAGUAUUAUCUGUAGCCCAAUGGAGUUGGCUAAGACUAGAAUGCAGCUACAAGGGCAACGCGCAGUCAAAACGCGAUUUCUUCAUUCCACUAAACUGUUGUACUCGUACAGCAGUCCUUUGGACUGCCUGGUAAAAUCAUUCCGUAUGGAAGGCGCACGUGGCAUUUUUAGAGGCCUUGGAUGUACAGUUCUCAGGGAUGCACCAGGAUUUGCAGCUUGCUUUGGAGCAUAUGAAGUUCUUGUCCGUUUCUUUUCGGACGCUGGAAAUAAUAUUAAUACUUGUGGUUUGCUGAUGGCUGGAGGCUUGGCAGGCACCUUUUCCUGGGUGGUCACUUACCCGAUGGACUUGGUGAAAUCAAGACUACAAGCCGACGGAAUCUUCGGUCCACGCCAGUAUAAAGGCAUUUUAGAUUGUGCGGUGAAAGGCUACCAACAAGAGGGCUGGAGAGUCUUCACACGUGGUCUAAAUUCUACUCUUCUUAGAGCGUUUCCUACCAAUGCUGCCACGUUUCUCGUAGUUUCCUGGGUUAUUAAGUUUUAUGAAAAUACCAAUUUCGACUUCUCAGUGGACAAACAUGCUCACGCUUUGCUGUGGGAAAAGAAAAUAAACCGUAUCGCCUGUGUCGACAACUACCUGUAAUAGAUCCCUUUCUGUGUGUAUAUAAACAUUUUGUGAAACUAUCUCUUUUUCUAAUCACAGUUACAUAAACUUCCCAGGACGUCGAAGUUUUCGAUUUUUUAUCCCUUUGAUCUGAUAAGCUUUCAUUGUAAGUUAAGUAAUCUUUGCUUCUACAAUCAGUCGCCAUAACUAUCCUACAUAAAUAUAACAAUCAAGCAUUUACUUUUUCUUUUACGAUCGUGAUCCCAAUAGUUUGUGGUCGGCCAGUAAUUUUUAUAAGCCAAGAACUUUUACGCCCGGGUGGCUGGCCAGUAACACUCAACCAUUUACUGAAAGUAUAAAAGCUUUUGUUAAAGAAAAUUAUAAACACAAAUAUUAGUAUAUUUUUUUUCUGUUGUGUGACUAGAUAAAUAAUGAGCUAUAUAAGUACGUUUUUUCUAUAAUCAGAAUAAUUGAAGCACUAAUAAUAUGGAUCAUUUUCACCAUUCUCAAUUGUUUCUUUCUGAAUAACUUCGUUUAUCCCUUGAAUAUCCAUUUACAGUUUUCAAUAAAUAAUUAAGAUAUGCCUUUAAAUAACCUUAGGCAUAAAAAAUUUAUAUAGAGAAGAUAAGAAAAAACAACGUUAAUCCUAUUUGCGUGACUAUAUUUCGACAAUUCUUACUAUGGAAAAAAAGCAAAGCUUUAACUUAGCAUCUUGUUUUGUUUUGUUUUCGAUAGUAUAAUACAGUGGUUCCCAACCAGGGGUCCGCGUAGGUAAUACCAUCUCAUUAAACAAGUAAGUUU
Molecule: messenger RNA, 1966 nt
Organism: Limulus polyphemus (Atlantic horseshoe crab)
Lineage: Eukaryota; Metazoa; Arthropoda; Merostomata; Xiphosura; Limulidae
Product: mitochondrial basic amino acids transporter-like
Exons: 4
Coding region: 245-1204 (319 amino acids)
Biological process (GO): mitochondrial L-ornithine transmembrane transport
Cellular component (GO): mitochondrion
Molecular function (GO): high-affinity L-arginine transmembrane transporter activity
Source: RefSeq, a predicted model, not a curated record